UCAAAAUCUUCGAUACACAAAUUUUAAUUUCUCGCAGUCUAAAUACCAAUUGAUAGUGCUUCGAAUUUAUUAUCUUUACUUUGGUUCUCUAUGGAUGAUAAACUUCCAAAUUCCAAACUUCUGUUGUGAAUGUUACUGGGAUGUCGUCUGUGCCGGAGACCGUUCAGGUUGCCGUCCGUAUACGACCGCUUUCGGCGUCGGAAAGCCGAAUGGGCAGCCAGCCAAUUGCGGAGCAAACAGGUGCCGGCGAGCCGCAAAUUUGUGUCAGAGGCAGUGAACUCUUCACCUUUAAUCAUGUGUUCGAUACGAGCAGCGGUCAGAAAGAAAUUUACGAAACCAGUGUCAAAGCCAUGGUGAACAAGAUAUUCGAAGGGUUUAACGUCACUAUUCUGGCCUACGGCCAGACUGGAUCCGGAAAGUCCUAUACAAUGGGUACUUCCUUCGAGGGGAGGUUUGAUAACACGACCGGUAUCAUUCCGCGAGCGAUGGUUGAUCUGUUCGAUAAGAUAUCGGCCUGCUCGGAGUUUCAGUGUGAGGUCUCCUGUACGUUUAUUGAGUUGUAUCAGGAAAAUGUGUACGAUUUGUUAUCGUAUAGUAAUCGCUAUGAAAAGAUGGUUGGAAUCCGGGAAGAUGCCAAUGGAAUAGUUAUUCCUGGGUUGACGGAAGUUCCAGUGAAAAGCGCAGAUGAUACCUUACGUUGGCUAGUGCAAGGCAUCAGUGCCAGAACAAUCGCCGCAACCCCGAUGAACAAGGAAUCUAAUCGAAGUCACACGAUAUUUACGUUGACUGUAAAAAAGUUGAGAGAUGGAAAACUGGUGACAAACUCAAAGUUACAUCUGGUCGAUUUAGCCGGAUCAGAACGAUCCAAAAAGACCAACACCAUGGGCGAUCGAUUCCGGGAAAGUGUUUACAUCAAUAAAGGGCUGCUGGCUUUGGGGAAUGUUAUAGCUGCACUGGCUUCAGCGAAAAGCACGAAAAGCUACAUUUCUUACAGGGACUCCAAGUUGACACGGCUCUUGCGGAAUUCCCUCGGUGGAAACUCCAUAACCCUAAUGAUGGCUUGCGUCUCACCGUCGGACUACAACUUGGAGGAAACUCUUAGCACUCUGCGGUACGCAGAUCGAGCGCUGAAAAUACGCAACAAACCGACCAUCAAUGAAAGUGAAUCGAGCUGCCGGGAGGAGGUCGAACGGCUACGAUGUGAGAAUCAGACACUUCGUUCUACGCUGGAGAAACUGCAGCAAGCACCUGUUAUAGUACCGCGAACUGAGCGCUCCAUUCGUAAUCUGCAGGAGAAGGUUCGAAGCGGCAAAGUGCAACUUCGGGCGGUAAUUAUGAAAGCAAAUGAGCUCGAGUUUCGAGCUUCCCAUGCCGAAGGCAUUCUGGAUGCCAUUAUCAAGCUGCUGCCGCUGGAGAACGGUGACGAGUUUAAGCGGAAAACAGACGAUCUUUUGGUUAGGUACUGCAAAGAGACGGAAUGUUGGCGUGAUUCCAGAGAAAAAAUUAAUAAAGUGUGA
Messenger RNA from Wyeomyia smithii (pitcher-plant mosquito), 1517 nucleotides. Its product is annotated as chromosome-associated kinesin KIF4-like. The coding region runs from base 141 to 1517 and encodes 458 amino acids. Gene Ontology annotation, molecular function: microtubule binding; ATP binding; microtubule motor activity. The transcript has a single exon. Lineage: Eukaryota; Metazoa; Arthropoda; Insecta; Diptera; Culicidae. The record is from RefSeq and is a predicted model, not a curated record. Gene Ontology annotation, biological process: microtubule-based movement; mitotic spindle organization.